ACAUUUUCCAUACUAUUCCGUGCUUUUCUUGUGUAAUAAACGGAUGCGGUGUCAACUCGUAAAAAUGCAAUUCCACCACAAAACGCAUAAACUUUGAUAGUGCCCAAAUAUUCGGAUGUGGUACGGAUUCGAACAGUAGCGUCUGACGCUGCCGUCUCGUUGGUCAAAUUCUAUAGUUCCUCCGUCGGCCUUUUGAGAGUAUCCCGCGCAAUCCAAUCUCUGGGCAUGAUUACAACGCGCCAGUGCAGCUUUUGAAUUGCAGAGCGCCAGAUCCCGGAUCACCAGGAUUCCCCAUCAGGAGACCAGGAAACUAGGACACCAGAAGUCCCCCGAGGAACCGCAGGAGCUGCGAUUUCCCAGGCAUAACCUAAAAAGGCACGUGCAGUGCUGCGUAGAAGAGUUUUCUGCGUGCCACCACAGCCAAUCGGCUCCUCUUCUCUCCUCACAAAAAAAAAAAAAAAAAAAAACCAAAAUUCCCGAAGACGAAGCCAUGGCCACCCUCCUCAGCAACGGCCAGCAGUCGGUGAUGGCCACCAGUAAUGGUCAGGAGCAGCAGCAGCAGCAGGACGAACCGGAGCAGCAGCAGCAGCAGCAGCAGGUCGAGAUCAGGAAGUCCAGCUCACCCAAACCAGGCGCCAUGCCCAGCUUGAAGCUGAACAGGAUGGGCUCGGUGUCGCCGAAAGAUAAACGCGUCUACAAAAUAGUCCUAACUGGCGGGCCCUGUGGCGGCAAGACGACUGGCCAGUCCCGCCUGUGCACCUUCUUUGAGAACCUUGGAUGGAAGGUAUUCCGCGUGCCUGAAACGGCCACUGUUUUACUCAGUGGCGGCGUGAAGUUCUCCGAUCUGACCGAGAAAGAGGACCCGCCCACGCCAACCACGUUCGUUUACAAAGAUCUGCCCUUCGCCGCUCCGGAGCACAGUCUCAUCGACCUAACCGCAUCCUGUCCGCGCUGCUUGGCCAAGGCUGCAUCCCGGCCCAAUGGCAGCGAAGCCUACAAGUUCCAGGAGAAUCUGAUCCGCACCAUGGUGCAAAUCGAGAACACCUACUUUGAGCUCGGCAACUCGAGCAAUCGCAACUGUCUGAUAAUCUGCGAUCGCGGCGUUAUGGAUGCCAGUGCUUACAUAUCAAAGGAUAAGUGGGAGAAGAUGAUGGCGGGCAACAAGUGGAAUCCCGUGGAGAUGCGCGACAAUCGCUACAACCAGAUCCUGCACUUGGUAUCAGCGGCCAACGGGGCCGAGGACUUUUACUCCACAGAGGACCACGCCUGCCGUUCGGAAGGCGUUGAUCUGGCCAGGGAACUGGAUUACAAAUCGGCCGCCGCCUGGGUGGGUCAUCCCUACUUCGAUGUGAUCGACAACUCCACCAACUUUGAGUCCAAGAUGAACCGCAUGAUUGAGUCAGUGUGCCAGAAACUUGGCAUCGACGUUGGCGAUCGUUUGCAGGCCACGUCGCGCAAACUGAAAUAUUUGGUUGCCCUUCUGCCGCCAGAUAGCGAGUUUCCGCCCUUCGCCGACUUCGAUGUGGUGCACCAUUAUCUGCAAUCCGCCGGUCCCAAGGUGCAGGCUCGCCUGCGCAAGCGCGGCCAGAAGAGCCACUGGAGCUACAUCCACACGCAGCGGCGACCCAACGUUCAUGGGCAGGCCCGCAUCGAGGUGAAGACCCAGCUGACGCAUCGCGACUACAUGAACCUGCUGGCGCAGCGCGACGAUGCCCACUUCACCAUCUACAAGAAGCGCCGCUGCUUCCUGAUCAACAAUCAAUAUUUCCAGCUGGACAUUUACAAGGAGCCAGGCCAUCCACGCUGCAAGGGAUUGGUGCUUUUGGAGACGUACUCAUCGCUCACCGGCGAUGCCCUGAAGAACUGCAUGCCCAAGUUCCUGAACAUUGUGAAGGAGGUGACCGGCGAUCCGGACUACUCCAUGUUCAAUCUGUCGCUCAAGGAGGACUGGAGCACCACCAAGAAGUUCUGCCGUUCGGCGACGCACGGUAAGCAGGACGAGCAGCCGCCAGAGCCGCCCAAGAAGCAGUAUCAUCCGUACGACGAGAACAGCGACUAGGUCAUGCGGCCGGGAGUCAGUCCUCAACAUUAAAUGCAUAGCCAAAGAAUAUGGAACCAAAAGCUUGAACUCUCAAUGCUGUACAAACCACACAAGCAAAGUCUCUCUCUGUCUUUCGGAGCUCCUUUUGCAUGCUGACACUCCAUUUCAAAUGCUCUUUUCCUCUUUCCUCAUCAAAAUUUCAAAAUUUCUGGCACUCAUUUUCGAUCGUCAAGUUUUGAUUUCCGCCUGACUGUGUUUCUCUGUUUUGAUUUUGUAGUUAAGGGCGCCGCUAACGGAGUCUCGAGCACGCCGUUGCUCCUCAAUGGUCAGUAGGCUUCUGAACUGUCCCUGAAUCUCUUUUGCACACGCAUAUUAUACACGGCAAAAGCAAUUGAUAAGAAACACCAAUGACCUGGCAACAAAAUGUACAAACAAAAAAAAAAAAAGAAGAUAACUUAAAAACUGAACGGCGGUAGUUCCCUGCUGUCAGUGCUCUGAUUUACACCCCGAACACACCACACAACUUACACACCCACACACACUCACACACACCCUGUUACUUAUUUGCGUACUUAGCCCCUGGAGGAUGAAGGAACCGUGAACGAGAGGCGUAUGUGUCGAGAGUCUAUAGUUUGUAGUGCAACCACAACCGAAAACAAAAACGAAACCGGAGGUCCAAUGAGCCCCACGCGUACUUAAUUUUCUUGUCAUGUUUGCUCGUGUUAAUUUUGUAAGCCAUACCACUAGAGAGAACCUAUGUAAAUCCAUAGAUCCGCGUUAUUAUUGUCAUGUGACGUUGUGUUUGUGUCCUUUUUUUUGUGGAGAAAUUGUAAACCGAUAAUUUUAACUUUAACUCUAAGCUAAAUGAAAAUAAGAUUACGACUACAAGACCACCAAA
Drosophila gunungcola (fruit fly) is the source of this 2939-nucleotide messenger RNA. RefSeq names its product TRPL translocation defect protein 14 (gene Ttd14). The record is from RefSeq and is a predicted model, not a curated record. The transcript has 10 exons. The coding region runs from base 491 to 2059 and encodes 522 amino acids. Gene Ontology annotation, molecular function: phosphatidic acid binding; phosphatidylinositol binding; GTP binding. Gene Ontology annotation, biological process: photoreceptor cell maintenance. NCBI's taxonomy places the organism in Eukaryota, Metazoa, Arthropoda, Insecta, Diptera, Drosophilidae.